GCUUCACUAGUACUACUAUUGCACAAGCUCGUACAGUCGUCGUACGCCCGAAGUUUUAUUUCUCCGUAGAGUGAUGUACGCGACGUGAGGAUUGUCAUUCGCUUGGUACUUCUUCUUGCCAUUCCUCCUCCUUUUCGAUCCUCACUCGAGCGGUUUUACGCGCCGACCAACUGUCAUCGAACUUAACGAUGUCGCCUUCGUUCCUUCCAUUGAUUUCUUCCGUCUUCGCAAUCCAUAUUCUGUUUUUCGCGUUUACCAGCUUUACUCAAACACACGCAUACCCGCAUAAUCGUCGGCAGGGGGUUGCUUUGACGCGAGAGGGUUCGGAACCGUCACAUGAGGCAGCCCAAUCGAUUCUGACCAACUCUGGUUCUGAAUUGGGGCAAAGUUCUACAGCUUGGAACCAGCCAGAUUCAACUUCUGCCGCUGUCUCCAGAAUAGCCAGUGUUACGAGCGGCCCUACCACUAAUGAGCUGACUAGCAACGCGAUGUCCACCUUGUCACCUACCACUGUCGCCAGCGAUUCCUCAUUGACAGAGACCUUAACUUCGUCAACGCCGGUAACGACUUCCUUUACCCCUGUUUCGGGUCUCGCCUUCCCUUCGGUAACCCCGUCCCCAUCAAUCACUGCCUCUUCCUACAAAACCCUCACUUCCUUCAUACCUUACAUUCUCUCCAAUGCCAACUCCAUAGCAGUGCACUCGUGGGAACUAGGGGCCUUCACAGAGACUCUUCUGGAGGUAUACUACCCCCAGCUAACUCCUUUCGGAUGGGACUGUAGAGCAUUCGAUGGAGAGGACAUUCCUUGGAGCGUCUUGAAGAUAGCGAAGGAUGCUAUUUCACAUUAUAAUUGGACCGGUGCUCCAGGGCAAGAUUUCGGUAAGAAUUUACCGGAUUAUCUUUUUCCUGAUACUACACCUCAUGCCCACGUCUCUCAGGCUCUAGUAGGAGGUGAUGGAGCAUUGGGGGAUCCUGUAUCAUUGGUACCAGCUGUCUGGUUGCUGGCAAGAUUCGCCAGACAAGACGACGUCAGAGACAAGCUGGGUCUGAGAUGUCCAGAAGACUACGCCUGGGCAGUGGGAAAUCAGCUCGACUACUUAUUCAAUGGGCCCGCAAGUGACAACGGCACUAUCUCUCAGAGGGAAGCGGGAUUUGAAGUAUGGUCCGACAUGGGGUAUAUGAUACCCCCUUCUUUGGCCUAUCUUGGGCUUGACAUCUCGGACGAUAGUUUAUUGAAGAAGGCUCUUGAACAAUUCAGUUUGGAAAGUUCAGCCAUGCUUGACACUGACCAGCUUAUAUAUCAACACAUCCCUGCAACGGAUGCAAGAUUGUGGGCAACUGGUAAUGGAUGGAUGACUUACGGUCUGAUGCGCGAUCUCGCAUCUGUGAAAAUGUCUUCAUUCGCCGAAGACUUGUCCUCCUUGAAGUCUGACGCCGAACAAACAAUUGCCGGUGUCUUCAAAGCCCUUUUUGAUCAACUUGGUGAAGAUAGUCUGCUCCCUGAUUAUAUGCUUCAAGGCAACUCAACUUUAGCAUUGGGAGAUACAGCAGGGACAGCCCUGAGUGUCGCAGCAUACUAUCGCUUCCUCGAAAUUGCACCUCACCUGACUAGCCAAGACUUGACUGCUAAAGCGGAAAAGGCCUUCGAUGGGGUCGUAGCAAAAAUUGACGAUGAUGGUUGGGUGACGCACUGUGUCGACCCGAUGGGCACGUACGGUUGGGUUGUCUACCCGGAAGAUCACUCACUGCACUCGCCGGAGGGACAGGCGUUCGCUGCCAAGAUGUGGAAGGCUCGUACGGAUGCCGGAUACUAAAUAUCUAAUCUUAGUAUCUUCAUACUUAUUUCCCUUUUUGGCAAUCUUGACAUAAAACCCUUCAGUAUUCUUCAAUUUGCGUAUAGAAUUCGUAGGACAUUUGCCCUGUUCGGAGGCUGGUCUUCCGUACAGCUAUUUGAUAAUGACACUGUAAAAUUUUAGAGUAUGCUGGUCGAUGACCGAGUGCUUCCUCCGGUGCUAAGGUUGAAAUUUUGUGCCAUCGAAUAUGAAAUGGAAUCGACAGUUUAUCAU
Molecule: messenger RNA, 2066 nt
Organism: Cryptococcus deneoformans JEC21
Lineage: Eukaryota; Fungi; Basidiomycota; Tremellomycetes; Tremellales; Cryptococcaceae
Exons: 6
Coding region: 189-1814 (541 amino acids)
Biological process (GO): carbohydrate metabolic process
Source: RefSeq, a predicted model, not a curated record